AUGGCCGGAAAGAUCAAAGGCAUCUACAAAGGUUUCAAAUGCAUUUCCCAAAUCUUUGCUGUGAAAGAGCGAGAGAUGGAAAUUGGGCACCCGACAGACGUUAAGCACGUGGCACACAUUGGCCUCGAUCACUCUUCCGCCGUUGCACCCAGUUGGAUGAAUGAAUUCAAGACUAGUCCCGACAGAACUGCGAAAUCAACCAGUGGGCUCUUUUAUAGGACCCGUGGCUCUCACUUUGGACCGGUCGGAGAGGAGAAGCCCUCUGAGUCAUCGGGCUAUGGUGGUGGCCGUCUUAGGGGCGCAUGCUCCUCAGUCACGGCAUCGGACGGUUCUGAUUCCAUCGACGAUGACGACUGA
Messenger RNA from Hibiscus syriacus, 357 nucleotides. Its product is annotated as CRIB domain-containing protein RIC10-like. Lineage: Eukaryota; Viridiplantae; Streptophyta; Magnoliopsida; Malvales; Malvaceae. Bases 1 to 357 code for a protein of 118 amino acids. The transcript is spliced from 4 exons. The record is from RefSeq and is a predicted model, not a curated record.